Molecule: messenger RNA, 356 nt
Organism: Serpula lacrymans var. lacrymans S7.9
Lineage: Eukaryota; Fungi; Basidiomycota; Agaricomycetes; Boletales; Serpulaceae
Exons: 1
Coding region: 51-356 (101 amino acids)
Source: RefSeq, a predicted model, not a curated record
AACGAUGAAAAUCAAUCAAUAUUCUCAAAUACUACAAAACACGAAAAUGAAUGUACAACGGGACAUUGCGACACAACCCAAACGGCGACCACGAAGGGUCAACCGCUGGGAUCCCAUUGCUGAGCUCCCAUCUAAAAGCACGGAUGCGCCGCACCCAAGUCCCAUCGUUCACAACCACGAAUGGUCUUCUGAUUCUCCAGCCUAAUAUGACGGUCUCAAGGUCCUCGAUCCACUCCAGUCCUGCAAGCAGGCGGGCGAGUCAUCGUCGAGAUGCUUUGAUAGGCUAUGCAGAAACGAUGAGUACAAUGAACGAUCAAAACAUUAACAACGAACUGACCUGUGGAUUUUUGCGUUAA